This is a messenger RNA of Necator americanus (New World hookworm), 327 nucleotides long. RefSeq lists its product as uncharacterized. The record is from RefSeq and is a predicted model, not a curated record. The coding region runs from base 1 to 327 and encodes 108 amino acids. NCBI's taxonomy places the organism in Eukaryota, Metazoa, Nematoda, Chromadorea, Rhabditida, Ancylostomatidae. The transcript has a single exon.
AUGGCAUUAAACAUCGACUCUUUCGAACAACUUACGACCCGAAUCGGACGUCUGCGGAUGAGAAGAUGUGGUCCAACACCAGCUUUGACUAUCUUCGUCGCUUACACUCCAACACCAAGCUACGAAGAAGAAGAAAAAGUUGAAGCCUUCUAUAUGGAGCUGGAGAAGUUCUACGGAGAAGAUCAUGCCUUCUACAAGGUCAUAAUUGGCGAUUUCAACGCCAAAGUUGGCCCAAGAAGAACGCCGGAGGAACUUCACAUCGGGACCCACGGCCUACAAUGGAAUGACCAGGGGGAGAAGCUCUCUGAGUUCAUCAUGACUACUUAG